GCCUGGCCGUCUGGUCAGUCAGGCUAGUGCUGGAAGACAGUGUGUGAGAGGCAAUGAGAGCGAGUAGGCUGAAGGCACUACUCCUUCCCACAAUACAUUCCGCCAUCAUGAGUGUUAUAUAAUAGCAAGAAUAAUAUAUUGCAGACGCAACUCCAGUCAUCUGGGCCAGAGAUACAAUUACACCUCACAGGAGUAGUGUGAAUCUCAACUAACAUCAUGGCAUUGGACUUCAUCGCUGGAUGCCUUGGAGGAUGUGCGGGCGUCGCUGUGGGUUACCCUUUCGACACAGUGAAGGUCCGCCUCCAGACCCAAGACUUCAAGAACCCGAUGUACAGAGGAACCUGGCACUGCCUUAGCGACACAGUCAAGAAAGAGUCGGUUCGUGGCUUGUACAAGGGUAUGUCGUCACCGAUGGCUGGAGUGGCAGUUGUGAAUGCUAUAGUCUUUGGCGUCCACGGCAAUAUGACUAAACACCAGAAAAACCCCAACUCACUCUGGUCGCAGAUGAUGUGUGGGGCCACUGCUGGCUUCUGCCAGUCCUUUGUAUCUUCGCCAAUGGAGCUAAUUAAAACCCGCGUCCAGAUACAGACAGAAGCCUCAGUAAUGAGUGUAAAGAGCCUGAGCACUGCGGCAACUUCCUCCAGUACAAUAAACCACUGCGCCACCUACAGCAGCCCGCUCGACUGUUUGAAAAAGAUAUGCACUACGGAGGGCUGGCGAGGGCUCUUCAGGGGGCAACUCAUCACUGUCGCCAGAGACGUGCCAGGAUUUUCUUCGUAUUUCGUCACCUACGAGUACCUGAGCCGCUCCUGCGCAGCCAGUGAUGGCAGCAUCCCUGCUUUGGCCGUACUUGGUGCUGGAGGCUUUGCUGGCGCAGCUUCUUGGGUCUUGACUUACCCCAUAGAUGUCGUAAAGUCCAGACUCCAGGCUGACGGUAUCGGUGGCGUUACUAAGUAUAAGGGCAUCAUUCACUGCGCCAAAACAAGCAUAGCAGCGGAAGGUAUCGGUGUAAUGUUUCGUGGCCUGAACUCUUCCUUACUCCGCGCAUUCCCUACCAAUGCCGCUACUUUCGCAGUCGUCACCUGGACUCUGCAACUGUGUCGACUUCGGGAGGCUCGUAAGGACAUGCCUCAGUCCUGGAGGGAGGUACUUGAGGGGGGCGAGGCACUGGUCAAGGCAGCAAGCGUACCAACCUCCUUAGAGCCAACGCUGAACUCCCAGACCCAGUGGCAGAGCUCACUGGCCUUCCUACCCCAAGUUAUGGCCGACUCAACCAUGGGCUCUGGUAUGGAACAGGAAGAGGAAACUAGUGGAGAACCCCGGCAGUGUGACUGUGGUGGUGAUUAUAGUAGCGUUGCUUCUUCCGUAAUGGGAAGAAUACCAGAGUUGUUGGGUAACGAUGGUAUGGGUCAUAAUGGUGUGUGGAAGAGUCGUGGUGAUAUUCUUUGCUGCACUAGACCCUCAUUAUGGGCGCUCACCAAACACCAACACAACCUUAGUAUAGUCUUGUAGUUUCCACGUGUUCACACAAGAUACUGCUAAUUUUGGGUGACAUAAAUUAUUUUAAUUUUUAUAAGUUUUCAAGUGGUAAAGUACUACCACUCAAUAUUAUAUAUAUAUUGACGGCAAUGUCGUUUUGUGAGGAUUUUAACUAAUGACAAAACUGUUCUGUCCUUUGGCAGUACUUAACAUAAUUAUAUAUGUAGAUGGUAUGUAUAACCCUCUUAUAGAGGGUUUUUAAUUUUAAAGUUGGUGUGCAACUAUAGGGUAAACACACUAUUUUUAGUAAAAUUAUUUACUUUAAAUGCUUUUAAAGCCCAUUAUCUCGUUAAAUUAUAAAAAAUUUGCUCGCAUUUCCUUCAAACCAAACACAUUGCAGGUUGUCUGUCGGAAGAGCAUUUUUAUUUACUGUAGGAUCUUGGAAUCUGUGAAUUAAAAGUAUCCUAAUCUAAAUUAA
Molecule: messenger RNA, 1957 nt
Organism: Procambarus clarkii (red swamp crayfish)
Lineage: Eukaryota; Metazoa; Arthropoda; Malacostraca; Decapoda; Cambaridae
Product: mitochondrial basic amino acids transporter
Biological process (GO): mitochondrial L-ornithine transmembrane transport
Cellular component (GO): mitochondrion
Molecular function (GO): high-affinity L-arginine transmembrane transporter activity
Source: RefSeq, a predicted model, not a curated record